AUGCUCCGCACAGUCCCGACACUGCUGCCUAGGCGGGUACUGCGCUCGCCACCCGCCUUGAGCCGCUUCGCUUCGACCGCCUCGUCGUCGGCCUCCUCCCCACCUCGACCUCCUCCGCCAACACCGCCGCAUCCCGCCAAGCCCAGGCCGUGGGAGCCCUACCUCGCCCGCCUUCGCCACGACUACCCGCACGCCGACCCGCCAUCGCUCGUCAUCGCCUUUGUCGCCCUCCACGAGCUCACCGCCAUCGUCCCCCUCGUCGCCCUCUUUGCCCUCUUCCGCCACGUCGCACUCGGUACCGCUCUCGUCGCCUGGGUCGUCGCUCACUCCGACACCGACGACCGCGACCAGAGCGGCGAGGGAUCGACGCCGGCCACUGCCGCAGCGUGGAGGGUCACGGCGCGCGACUGGCUCAAGGAGGCCGAGGACAAGGCCGAGCGCGUCGGGCGACGCUACGGCUGGUUCGGCUGGCCCAAGGAGUCGCGCGACGAGCGAGCCGCUCGCAAGGCGCACCUCGCACAAGCCGCCGAGGACGGCCGCACCGCCGUCGACGAGCGCACCUCGGCCGACCAGCUGCGCGUGUCGGGCGACGUGGCCAACGCCGCCGCCGCCUAUCUCGCCGUCAAGGCCCUCAUCCCGCUCCGCAUCCUCGUCUCGCUCCGCCUCUCGCCCUCGCUCGCCAACGUCAUUGCUCGCAACUUCACCGGCCUGCGACAGCGCGGCAAGCGGUACCUGGCCAAGGCGGCGCCGGCAGUGCGAGAUGGAGCGGCAGACGCGUGCUCCGGUCCCGCUACACGGCUCGCCCUCUUCCGCCUGAUCUCCCUCCUCGCCCGACGCCCCUCGCCCUUUCCUCCUCCUCCUUUCACCAACCACCUCCGCACUCGCUCGCACGGGAUGCAGACCCUGCGCCUCAAGCGCCUCCUCGUCACGCACUACUCGCUCCUCGUCCCCUUCCCGCCGCCGCCGCCCUCGCCUCGUCCUUCGCCGCUUCGUCUCGCCUCGUCGGAGCACGCCCUCGGGCCCUCGCCGCCGCUCCUGCGCACGACGACGUUUGGCAGGCCGGGUUCGGGCUCGUGGCGCCGCUUGUACGGGCGCGGCGGAGCGGCCGUCGAGGGACGCGAGCGCGAGGCGGCGGGCGACUCGAGCGGUGGGACGGGGCCGGGCGCGCUCGACACGAUCGAGGAGCUUUCGGAGACAGCGCCUGCAGCGGGGGACGAGGGCGACGAGGAGGAGAAGGACGGCGGCGGACCGAGGUGGGAGGGAGAAGAAGGCGGAGGGCCCGUUCGCCUCGUCGGGUUCUCGGACCCGGACCCGCUCAACCCGCAGGGCUGGUCGACAACUCGCCGCACCCUCAUCACGCUCCUCCUCGCCGUCAUGUGCACCUGGGUCGGCGCGUGCUCGUCCAUGAACGUCGAGCUCGCGCACCAAGUCGCCGCCGACCUCGGCGUCGCGAGCGAGACGACGGCGCAGCUCGACACGGUCCUGUUCCUCGUCGGCUUUGGCGUCGCCGCGCCGCUUUGGGCGCCUUUGUCUGAGCUCGCAGGCCGCACGCCGAUCUACCUCGUCUCGCUUGCACUCCUCGCCCUGUUUGAGCUCGGCGCCGCCCUGUCGCCGACCUUUCCCGCCCGCGCAGCCCUGCGCUUCCUCGCCGGGUGCGCCGCGACGACGCCGCUGUCGAAUGCUGGGGCGGCGGUCGGCGACCUGUGGGACGAGGACGAGAGGACCGUCGCGUUCGGCGUGUUCGGCGUUGGCGGCUUCGCGGCCGUCCUCCUCGUCAUCUCGUUCGCCCUCCUUCCCGAGACCUACCCGCCGACGCUCCUCGCCUUCAAGGCCGCCGCGAUCCGCCGCCGCACCCGCUCGUCGGCCUACCUCACGCCGCUCGAGCUCGCUCGCCGCGAGACUUCGUUCGCGCACGACUUUCGCCGCACGCUCGCGAGGCCGUUCGUCAUGCUCGCGAGGGAGCCCAUCGUCGUGUGCUUCUGCGCGUACCUCACGCUCGUCUUCAUCAUCCUGUUCGGCAACCUCACCGGGUACCCGUUCAUCUUCUCGCCGCACUCGCUCAGCCCGGGCGAGUCGGGCACCCUCUUCCUCUCGAUCGCCGUCGGCCUCUUCCUGUGCGCCGUGUGCACGCCGGUCAUGCGCUCGGACUGGCGCCGUCGGGUCGGGCGGGCGCACGCGAGGGGGCAGGCGGUCGCGCCCGAGGAGCGGCUCAGGGUCGCGGUCGUCGGGACGUGGGCCGUGCCCGUGUCGCUGUACUGGGCCGCAUGGGUGUGCCGCCCCGGCGUGAGCAUCUGGGCGUCGCUCGGCGCUCAAGCCCUCUUCGGCGUCGGCAUCUGGUCGAGCUUCUACUCGGCCUUCCUCUACUGCAUCGACUCGUACGGCCACAAGGCGGCGAGUGCACUCGCAGCCCUGACCUUCCUGCGGUACCCGAUCGCGGGCGCCGCCGUUCUGUUCACGCCUCCGCUCUACGAACGCCUCGGUCCCCACCUCGCCCUCACCCUCCUCGCCUCGCUCUCGCUCCUCGUCUCGGUCAUCCCGCUCGUCUUUUACAAGUGGGGCGCGCGCAUCAGGUCGUGGAGCAGGGACGCGGUGCACUGA
Messenger RNA from Rhodotorula graminis WP1, 2598 nucleotides. RefSeq lists its product as uncharacterized. The transcript is spliced from 13 exons. Bases 1 to 2598 code for a protein of 865 amino acids. Gene Ontology annotation, biological process: transmembrane transport. Gene Ontology annotation, molecular function: transmembrane transporter activity. NCBI's taxonomy places the organism in Eukaryota, Fungi, Basidiomycota, Microbotryomycetes, Sporidiobolales, Sporidiobolaceae. The record is from RefSeq and is a predicted model, not a curated record.